Molecule: messenger RNA, 1570 nt
Organism: Betta splendens (Siamese fighting fish)
Lineage: Eukaryota; Metazoa; Chordata; Actinopteri; Anabantiformes; Osphronemidae
Product: POU domain class 2-associating factor 1
Exons: 5
Coding region: 90-986 (298 amino acids)
Biological process (GO): positive regulation of transcription by RNA polymerase II
Cellular component (GO): RNA polymerase II transcription regulator complex
Molecular function (GO): transcription coactivator activity; DNA binding; POU domain binding
Source: RefSeq, a predicted model, not a curated record
CUGGCUUCAGGCUGUUAUAAAGUCCGUCAGACAAGCCACCACUUUGAUUUUCUUCAGUGUAACUACAAGAUAUUAGCAAGAUAGGCAGCAUGCACUGGGAAAAAUCGUCACCAUCAACACUAGCUCGAUCCAGACCGUAUCAGGGUGUUCGAGUCAGGGAUCCAGUCAAAGAGCUGUUGAGGAAGAAGAGGAGUCUGGAGCCACACACCUCCAAAAAAGCUCCCCCUGCAGAUGUGAUUGCACAGAACCACCAGUCAUCAUAUGCACAAGCCAUCUUCAGUUCUAACGUUACCGGCAGCUCCCCAGCUGAAUGUGUAGCUGCUGAUGGAGGGGUGCAGUACACAGCAUGGAAAGCUCCAACUGCUACUGCCAGCACUGGGCUGCAGUCUGCUAUGACUCCCUGGUGUUCAUCUGAAUACAGCCAGCAGGACGCCUCAGCUCAGAGUCUGCCCUACCCCACCACCCCAACCCUGACUGCUGAUGUGUAUAUGCAGGCUCUUUGCCCCAGUUACACCAUGUUGACAUACACUCACACACCACUGCUUACUAAUUUUGGGACCAUACCAGUGGCACCUGCACCAGCCUCCCUUCCUCAGAUGGACCUUCAAGACUCGGGGUUAACAUAUGUUCCUUGGGCUCAGCCCCUCACCACCAUAUCUACCAUGCCCAGCACAGGUGUCCAGUUUGGUGCUGGAUCUGCUACCCUGCCUGGUUCACCUCUAGUGCACAUGCCCUUGUCCAUGUCUUUGACCACCAUGAUUCCUCAGCUUGAAGCCCAGGUUGUAGACCCUCAGUCACAGAUCUUGGAGCUCCCCCAGCCUCCAGAGCGCCAGUUGGACCCUGAGCGUCAAGACCAUUCCCUGGAUGAAGAUCAGAGAGUAGAAUCUGAAUCAUCAAACCUGCUUUUUAAGCUUCUAGGUGACAAAAAGGGAGAUGGUGAAGAAGACGACAAAGACCCAUACAGCAGCUCUCUGUUCACUGUUUGAAAGUGAAAAAAAGGUGUUUUAAAAAAUGUAUUUUUACUUUUUUCACAGAAUCAGUUAUAUUGUGGUUUUAUACUCAACUUACCUAAUUGGUGUGGUAUGGAUGUCACAUCCAUACCAUAACAGUAUAUGCUGAAUGCUGUAGCCAAAGUAUCUACAUCAAGACCACCAGCUAAGAUAAUCAGGGAAAUCUAUGGCAUAUGUAAUUACAAAAAACAUGACUUGUAGAUAUCCUGUAUUUUAUUACUCUAUACAGUAUAUAAUAUUUAAUAAUUUACUCUGUCAGGAUGUAUGAUCUAUUCAAUCAUUCUCUGUUAAAUAGCCAAACAAAAGUUUUCUUUAUGUUAUGUUCAUUUGAGAAGGUGAAAAAGCAUAUUUUCUUUCUUCAUUCUUUCUUCAUUCAUUGUGUUAUUUUACGAUAUGAUGUACAUAAUGUAUCAGCCAAUUUUUAACCAUUGAGACAUUUAGAUUUUAGCUGAGAGUGACUUUUGUAUUUGAUCAGUGUUGUCUUCGUUAUUUUUUUUUUAUUAAAACAUUACUAACAUUAUAUUAAUACAUAAAUAUAACAUUUAAAAGCAAAAAAGACA